Messenger RNA from Choloepus didactylus (southern two-toed sloth), 880 nucleotides. RefSeq names its product RNA binding motif protein 43 (gene RBM43). Lineage: Eukaryota; Metazoa; Chordata; Mammalia; Pilosa; Megalonychidae. The record is from RefSeq and is a predicted model, not a curated record.
GUGGUUUCCGGGACCAAGGCAUCAAUUUCAAAUGUCAGGGAAUCUGAAGCUUCUCAAAAGAACUGUUGUAGUUUCUGGUAGUUGGGUUGGCUGUUUUGGUAAUCAACUACUGGCCACGUUACUCAAGAGUCACUCCCAAGAAAUUGAGAAUGAAGGUGGAGAUGCUGAAGAUAUGAUAUAUCCAACAAGAACCAAGGGAGUUGCCUAUGUAACAUUCAAGGGAAAAAAAAAAAGAGUGUUUAGUUCAAUAAAUGUUGUCCUUGAUCUUUCUGUGUGUUGAAAUCAAUAUAUUCUAGAAAAUCUGGUAAUGGACCUGAAAAAGAAAAUCCCAACUAUAUGCUUCAGUCCUUUGGAAUCCAAUGGAAGAAUCAUUUGUCAAGAGGCUCAAAGAAAGUUUGUUCUUAAAAUACUGGAGGCAGCUGGAAUUGGAGAAACCCUUGUUCUCAACACAGAUGUACUCCUUUACCUGAAACAGAUACAGAUUUAUAAAAGCAAAUUGAAAAAAUUUAAUGUUCUGAGUCAGGAGAAAGUGAAUGGUGAAAUCACCCCAAUUUCUCUGAAAGAUGCUUAAGGUAGUUCCAGCCAAACUAUAAAACAGAUUAAACAGCUCAUUGGGGAAUGUUCACAUUCUCUUCACUUCGAGCUUAGAAAAGAGACAUUUGUUUUGGUAGGAAAGGGAAAUAGAGAGAAAAGAAACAUUAAGUUGGCAUGUGAGGAACUAAGUUUGAGGUACCUUAAGGUUCUGAUUAAUUUUUAUAGUAUGCAUAUUGACAUUAUAGGAUUGUCUUCAGACACCUACGUAAAAAGAAGUCAUGAAAUUAAUUGGGCAAAAGGAAUGCACUUUUUUAAUGGCUUGGGGCAGAGCAAUGAUAGUUUUUGA